CUUGCCGGUCCGGGUGUGGUUAUGGAACUUCUGGUCACUUUACUUUCCCAUUGUGACGAUGAAUCCGGUCUUCGUUAUCGCUUGGUGCUCCCCCUCUAUCCUCUUGCUUCCUCUAGUUUUCUAUCAUCGAACAAGCCAAGUUGGCGAGCAUCCAUCCCCAGUUUCCAACCCGCAAUCUUGAAUCUUGUUCCCCAUUUCCCCAUUCUUUCCAUGCUGUUCUACUGCGCUUCUGCACGCAUAGUCAGCCCUGGCACCCUAUUUGUGUAAGCUCUUGAGUGUUGCUGUUAUUGCGAUACCCCGCCAAAUCAGGAACCGUCUUUGGAUGAGACAAAAGUAAAAUACCCGCAGGAUGAAUGAUAAGAAAGCAGGCAAACAAUUUCAUUCGCUGCCUUAUGCUACGCGGUUAAUCGUCACGCAGACAGGCAAACUGAACUGCAGCGUAUGCUUGACGCCAAGCUUGAACUAAUACUUAAAUAAAAGUUGAAAGUAGAUUUUCCAGUGCAAGUUAAUAAGUGGCCAGCUUAGCUCAGACCCCUCAUUCAUCGUCAAGGUUGUUCUUGAUCCCUUCAUUCUUUUCGAGCUACUUGCAGCAUUUGUCUUGGCCCUCUCUAGCUACAACCUUUUUGGACUUCAUCGACGCCGUCAUAUUUUUGGUGUCGGCCCCAGAUCGUACCCACGAGGGCCCUUCGUGUGUGGCUUCAUUCAGUGAUAUCCAUACCUGUACCCACCGACUGAGUGUGAGUGUGAGGUUAGUUUCAAGGACUCGGCGCUAUCUCUACACCUUGGUUGUGAUGUCGCAUACACCCCCUCGCUAUCAACCUGCAACCGCACGCCAUAAACCGAUACCACCCAUACCAUACCUUACCAUACCAUCCAUACCUACAUUUGAAUACCUUACAUAGGUAUAGAUUCUGCUCCUGCUUGGGUUUGCUGCGCUGCUCUACUUACACACACCGACCGAAGUCGCAGCCGACCUAUCUUAUACUUGUACAGAGCCCGGCUCUCGUGUCUAUUCGUGAACGACGACUUGACCAUAUAUCUCUUGCAGGAGAUCGACCUUGACCGGUGCAACGGAACCCCUUGUUACAGCUGCAAGUCGAAUCAUCCUCUCGACUCAACCCAUCUCAACCUGACUUCAUCAUCUGAGUUCUCGGCUCUCUUCGCUACGCAUCCGAACCCUUUGAAGCUGCGUCGUCGCUUACAGGACCCUGAAAGCACCACGCUAGAACCUUUUCCAAUUCCACUUUCACCCACAAUCGCACAUUGGGUCAGGGUUGUUUGUUGGAUUACCAUUGCCUUACCUAUUUAAAUCCACCUAGGAACUGGGGCGCGCACACUGCACUGCACGCUGAGCGCAAGCCUGGCCUGGCGCAACGCCGCGACGGAGCAUCGUGACCUCUUUUUUAUUUCUUUUACUGGGGUUUCGAGUUUACUAGUCGACAGUCGCUUUGUUGUGUCCUGUCUGGGUUUCUCUAUAUUUUCCUCCCCCUCUUCUCUCUCUUCUUGACUUUUCUCACGAUCUCCUACUUCUCCCUCCUCAGCUUCGAGCAGACCACCAAUACCCUGCUGUCUGCUGGUGGUUUGGCUUCCGCACCUGCAUUGGCUCACCCUCUGAUCCACCACCACACUUGAGUUUUCACGUACAGACUGUCGCCUGUACCUUUCAACUUUACCUUUCACUUGGUGCUCAUAUCUUGUUUUGCCCCCCAAACCGGCAUUCCGAGGACCACCCCCGACAUAAUACCGGCUGUGGCUCUGUUCCGACCCGGCUAAUAAAGGCCUUUCUGCCUCCGCUCCGUGGCCGGUGGCUUCAGCCCUCGAGUCAAGUUCCGAUCGCGACGUGAUAUUUUCUUUUUCUUCCCGCUCACACAGAGAGUGCAUCAGCGCACUGCUAUAGCAUGCCCGCUCAACUAAACGGGUCCAUGACCGCCAGCAUCCCCAUUAGAAUACCCGGCGACCAGGCCCAGGCUCAAACUCAACCUGCUGUUUUUUACAAGCAGCACAAGCAUUCCAGAUCUUCUUAUUCCGAUUCUUCUCCGCUCGCAAAUUCAAGGAACAAUUCUUUAACUUUCCGUCCUUAUAAGAGGCUCAUGUCAAACCCAGACAAGACGAUCGCUGUCAUCAACGCCAGCGGGCGACAGGCUGCGUCUUUCAUUCGCGUCGCUACUGCUGUUGGUUAUCAUGUGCGCGCUCAGUUGAGAAAUCUCGACGGUGUCGUCGCUGCUGAAGUUUCGGGGAAUCCUAAUGUUACCGUAUUUGUUGGCGAGCUCUACACAAGACAUCAGCCCUCUGAAGCAAAUCGUGAUGUUACCAAGCACGGCCCGCUGGCCGGUGUCGGCGUCAACUACGACUUGAUCGCAAGUCUGUUCCGCGGCGCACAACUCGCCUUCAUAAAUACAACUUUUUACGGCGACGAGAUUCAAAUCGGAAAGGCCCUAGCCGACGCCGCUAAGCGCGCAGGAAUCCAACACUACGUGUACUCAUCCAUGCCUGACCAUGGUGCUUACAACCCCGAAUGGCCCUCGUUGCCCCUCUGGGCUGCCAAGCAUGAGGUCGAGCAGUAUGUGCGCAAACUGAGAAUACCAGCCACUUUUGUGUACACUGGUAUCUACAACAACAAUUUCACCUCCCUUCAGUAUCCCCUUUUCUGCAUGGAUCUUCAAAAGGACGGCUCGUUCAAAUGGCAAGCACCUUUUCAUCCUGACGCCAAGCUACCCUGGUUAGAUGCCGAGCACGAUGUUGGUCCCGCGGUCUUGCAAAUCUUCAAGGAUGGACCAAGCAAAUGGAACGGAGAGCGCAUCGCACUUGCAUACGAAUACUUGACACCCAAGGAGGUGUGUCGACUCUUCUCUAAAGGAGUUGGCCGUCCUGUGCGCUAUGUGCAAGGUCCCAUUGAAAUCAAGGUUCGAAUCCCUGAAGGCUACCGGGAACAGCUCGUCGGUCUGGAGAAACUGUUCGACCCGAAUCAGAAAGAUCCUCGAAAGCAACCGCCUUACUUCGGUGACCCCAAGGUCGAAGUCAGUUGCCCAAGCGAAGCCUUGGAGUUAUGGGAAGGCCCUCGAGGUAUCGAAGAAUACGCACGUGAGAUGUUCCCCAUAGAAGAGGAAGCAAAUGGUCUCACAUGGAUGCUGGACGAUGAUGCGAGUGACGAUGAGGAGGUGCACAACACAGCAACCCACGUCGAGCAACUGAGAAUCCACGACGGUGAUGAUGAUAGCGACGACGAUAAUGACGACGGCCUUGUCAUAAAAGGUCGCAAGCGGGACGAGGAAGAGUGCAGGAAAGGGGUUAAAAAAGAAGAGUUAGUCCAUGGGAAUCUAGAAGCCCAGUCCUGAGGCGAUUAAGGAACGGAGCAGACCUGGCGACGCGGUAUUGCAUUUCGGCAGGAGUUGUGUUUUUGGAGAGGCGUCCCUACCGGCGUAGGUUUGGUCUAGGAACCUAAACGAUUUUAUUAUGACUUGUCAAUGGAUGAAAUAAAAGUAACGAAUUACCUCUGCCCUCAAUUUGUUGUGCGAUUAGCCUGUGGUGUGCGUUGAAGGUAGCAUUUAUUUGUGGCCUGGUGAUGCUCGUGCAACUCGGCGAGACUGAGAUCCGAUACUAGCAGACUUGUUGGAAGUCUCUUGCUUGAAGGUCACCAUCAAUCUAAAUGAAAGAUGCUUGGCUCAAAUGUCUGAGUGCUCUUAAGUAAGACACACCCAACAACGAGCCGGCAAAAGAGUGCGUGUCGAUAAAGUGAACAUGACGAGGGAUGGCUGCCUCGACGAAGCUGAAAUGAAACAGGGAAUUCAGCUGCUUCUUAUAUGUGAUUAUGUUAGAGCCAGGAAUAAUAGAUUAAUAAACGGCCACCUCGUCAUGCAUAACAC
This is a messenger RNA of Fusarium odoratissimum NRRL 54006, 3863 nucleotides long. RefSeq lists its product as uncharacterized. The transcript has 2 exons. NCBI's taxonomy places the organism in Eukaryota, Fungi, Ascomycota, Sordariomycetes, Hypocreales, Nectriaceae. The record is from RefSeq and is a predicted model, not a curated record. The coding region runs from base 1899 to 3335 and encodes 478 amino acids.